AUGCCUGCUCUUAAGACUCUUCUUGCUUCUACCCUCGCUGCCGCAGCUCUUAACCCUAGCUGUGCUCCUGGUGGCAACUUUGACCUCAGCAAAUGGUCGCUUCAGCUUCCUGUUGGCAACCCAGGCAGCCCGACUACUAUCCCCGCUUCGCAACUCGAGGGCUGCGGCGGAUACCAAGACCCAGGUCACCAUUAUUUCUUCACUGAGAGUGGCGACGGUGCCUUGGUGAUGAAAGUGCCUGGAGCGCCCUCAAACACUGGCUGUGUCACUACACCCAACAGCCAGCAUUGCCGCACGGAGCUGCGGGAAAGCAACCCCAGCAGCUGGAGCCCAAACAAUGCCAACAACAAGCUGACAGUGACGCUGGCUGUUGAACAGCCAGAUAACUCGGGCCACGGCACUGUUAUCGGCCAAAUUCACAUCGAUGACAGCGUCAGCACGAAGCCAGUGGCUGAGCUGUACUACAGCUCCAGCGGCGUGCUAGCUAUGGGCGUUGAGCAAACUCGCUCUGGCGGCAACGAGAUCAUUACUACUGUUGGCAAUGUUCCCGUUGGCCAGCAGUUCACCUACACUAUCAGCUACUCCAGCAAUGUCCUUAGCGUCAGCAUUAACGGCGGCGCUGCCAAGACUCUCAGCACCUAUUCCCUGGAUGCCCCUCCCAGCUACUUCAAGGUUGGAAACUAUAACCAGGGCACAAGCGCCUCUGAUGUUCACUUCUUUGCCAUUAACGUUUCUCACUAA
Molecule: messenger RNA, 741 nt
Organism: Trichoderma virens Gv29-8
Lineage: Eukaryota; Fungi; Ascomycota; Sordariomycetes; Hypocreales; Hypocreaceae
Product: polysaccharide lyase family 7 protein
Exons: 1
Coding region: 1-741 (246 amino acids)
Source: RefSeq, a predicted model, not a curated record